AUGCCAGCGCCAAGGUUUGAAGCUCCUGAAGCAGGAGGAAAUCAGCAGGCCAAGAGCUACAGGACCUGGAACCCCCCCCUGCUCGGGAAUCUUCCAGAUGAUUUUCUGAGGAUCCUGCCACAGCAGUUGGACAGCAUCAAGAGCUUACAGAGCAGUCCGUCUCAGCCUUCAUCCUCCUCCUCUUCAAUGUCCUCCGUAAGCCAGCGGGCAUCUCACUCUGGGUCUGGAGCCACUGGAGGUCUCCCUGGAGCUGUGGGGCAAGACGAAAAACUGAAGCAGUAUCUGGAGGAUGAACGCAUCGCCAUGUUCCUACAGAACGAGGAGUUCAUGAGAGAGCUGCAAAGGAACCGGGACUUCCUCAUUGCUUUGGAGAGAGAUCGCUUGAAGUAUGAGUCAAAGAAAGCAAAGUCCCAUCACUCAUCUAGCAUGGAGGGUUUCCCAGGACACCAGUGCUCUGCAGCUUCAGUGGAGGCUGCGACAGAGGACGCCCUAUUCAGGGACAAGCUCAAACACAUGGGCAAAUCAACCAGGAAGAAACUCUUUGAAAUCGCCAGAACCUUUUCUGAGAGGGCAAAGAGGCGGCUGCUCCUGAAGCAUCAUUUAUUGGGAACCGCCAGCUCCACAGCCAACCUUCUGGAGGAAGUCGAGGUGAACCCUUCUGAGGACGACGGUCGGCCCAGAAGAACAAACCCUCAGGAGGAGGCCGAGCAUGUAUCAUGAUUCUCCCAUGUUUCUCCAUAUUGACGUUUCCACGGAGACGCUUGCAGCGUGAAGCAUGGAUGGUGCCUUUGCAGCUCUUCCUGUCCAGACUCUCACCCCACCCUCAUUCCAGCCUUACUGAACGUGAGGCUGUGAUUGAGAACCUGCCGCUUUCCUUCCUGGGGGGAGGAGGCUGACAUGGGCCGACUGACGGCAUCAUCUCUGUAUCAUAACCCACAGUUACUUUACGCCCCCCUCGUAUUAACGCUUUUCUAUAACACAGAGGGACUCUGGUGUUGCAAUGAUCAGACUUUUUCUUUUCCUGAACUUGCUUCCUCUAACCACUAUCCUCAACAUUAGACCAUGUCUACUUCCUCCAGCAGAUGGCAGUACGUCUUAGUGUAGCUGCACGUUGAUCAUCAGGGUUUAGUUGUGUGAUCCUGGGAUGAGGAUGUUCUUCUUCCAGAGUCAGUAUGCUAAAGCACAGUGAUGAAUGAGUAUUGCACUAAAGACAGUUUUUUCGGCACAAUACUGGAUAAACCAACUCCACAAUUUCUGCUGAGACCUGCAAGGACAGAAUGAAAUGAUUUUCAACCAGAAAAAAACAGCCUCAGAUUAAAGACAACAGAGGAAAUGUUACGCUAUUGAUCAGCGAUCCUUCAACUGCAAGUCUAAUUUUCAUGGAUAAUUUCAGCAUCUUCUUCUCAUCAGCUAACUGUGGAUCUGCUGCCACACAUUACCUUGUAAUGAUGCUUCUCUGUUACUGUUAGCUGUCCAGCUCCUGCAGACAAGCCCACAUCAUCAUCCCUCCACCAUUGUGCCUCUCAAUCAUUUGGUUGGACGUGUCUGUAGAAUGUCUUCCCACAAGUCUUGAGGUUUGUUCAGGUGCAAUUUGGAGAAGCUCAGUCAUUCUUUAGGAGGGAUUUGUUCUCAAACAUCUCUCCUUUGGUCACUUCCUAAUUGUGCUGUCAGAGUUAGCUCUUCUUCUCUCUGGGCUGCUGGCUCUGACAGGUGGAGGGUGGACCGUCUUCUUGUGAGCAGUUAUUCUCUCCACACACGGAAAGCUCAGACAGCUCUUCUUCAGCUGUCUGUUUCUAGGUAAAACCAUUUUUGCUCCUCUGAGGUUGGUUUUCUUCAUGACCAGACCUGGAAUCAUUGUCAAAAGCCUGGAUUCAGGGCACAAACACACCCGUGAAGAAAAGGGGGCGACAUCCUGGGAAGUGAUGACCCUUCAUGUGUGCUGUUGUUUUAGAGGGGAUGGUCUGUAGCUGGACGGUUAGACAGUUCUUCAAGCUCUGAAAGUCUGGUUUAAAGCAGCAAAAAUGUUCAGUCCACACCUGAGAAUCGUUUCCUCAGAGAUGAACACCCCUCAUCCAUGAUGUGCACGCUUGGCCAUCCUCCAUCCAUCCGUCUUCAGAAGCUGGUUGUGUUCUCUCAGGGAAACCCAGAGCCCUCAUUCAUCUGCUGUCCAUUCUCACUGCCGUCCUCAGCAGGAGUCUUCCAGGACUCGUCUCACCUUUAGCACAGCAGCUCACUGCCACACGGGUGAAAGUGCUCCAUCAGAGCCACACAGCAUCCAGCCGGAAAACACUUUCAUCCAAACUACAGGAAUGAAUGCAUGACAUGAAUUAGAAUCCUCGAACCUGGGGAAUAUUUGUUUAAUGUCGUCUCACAUCCAUCAGUUUUCAGACUCUGGAAGUUUUAAGGAAAAUCCAGAUGGAACUUCAGGGCUGAUUCUACAGGACACUGAUGGGGCGGAGUCAACAGGUUAAUGGUCACCUGUGUGGCCGAGGCUGUUGGUCUGUCAGAGCAGUGAUGCAGUCCGGGCUGGAACUCUGUCUCUGCUCUCAUCACUGUUUCCAACUAUUAAAACAUGCCUGUGUGUCUCAAAUGUUUGUAACUACAGUAAACCCAUCAUUAAAGCCUUUUUAUGAAACACC
Molecule: messenger RNA, 2639 nt
Organism: Oryzias melastigma (Indian medaka)
Lineage: Eukaryota; Metazoa; Chordata; Actinopteri; Beloniformes; Adrianichthyidae
Gene: cuedc1b
Product: CUE domain containing 1b
Exons: 10
Coding region: 1-720 (239 amino acids)
Source: RefSeq, a predicted model, not a curated record